UGCGAGUCGAUCAGUUCACUGGAUUUUAACCUUCAGUUUUCAGCUCGGCUGUGUCUGCGAGAGGCUCUCUGCAGAAGGACCGACUGUCUCCCAGCGCUGUGUUGUUGUUUUUUUUAUUAGUGUGUGUGUGUGUUUGUGUUUGAAUCAUGAGGCGUCUGCUGCUGCUGCUUCUGGGGCUCCUGCUCCUCCAACAGGCCCGCUGCUUUGAGUUUGUGAUAGACGGAGAAUGGGAAGACGAGACGUCACACAUACAGGACCAUCAGGAGAGACACAAGAGAGCGAUAUUGACCAGCGAGGAGCAGGAAGACUUUGAGGCCAUCCGUGGAGAUGACAUCACCGUCAAGAGCUACAAGGUGGAGAGCCGCAUCACGUCGCGCUUCGCCCACACCACCGUCCGCAGCUCCGUCAUCAACUCCGGCUCCAAAGCUCAGAGCAUCGGCUUCAACGUCCAGAUCCCCAAACGGGCCUUCAUCACCAACUUCACCAUGAAUGUGAACGGGAUCACAUUCGUGGGCUCCGUGAAGGAGAAGACGGUGGCCAGGAACCUGUACGCUCAGGCCCGAGCCCGAGGCAAGGCGGCCGGCAUCGUCAGGGCCAACUCUCAGGACAUGGAGACGUUUAAGACAGAAGUCCACGUCCCUCCAGGCAGCAACAUCGAGUUUGAGCUGCACUACCAGGAGAUGAUGCACAGACGGCUCGGCUUCUACGAACACUCGCUGUACCUGCAGCCCGGCAGGCUGGUGCCACAGUUCCAGGCGGAUGUUUACAUCUUUGAGCCGAAGGGAAUCUCCUCGGUGGAAACUCCAAACACGCUCGGCGCUCAGUUCAAUGAGCUGAUCAAAGUCACUCAGUCCAAAGACAAGGCUCAUAUUGUCUUCAAGCCGAACCUCCAGCAGCAGAGAAAGUGUGACAACUGCAGCGGCAGCGCUAUAGACGGAGUCUUUACUGUCAGAUAUGAUGUAACCAGAGACAGCAACGCUGGGGAGCUGCAGGUGUCAGACGGACACUUUGUCCAGUUCUUCGCUCCCUCCAACCUCUCUCCUCUUCCUAAAAACAUCGUGUUUGUCAUCGACGUCAGCGGAUCCAUGUGGGGAGUCAAGAUGAAGCAAACGGUGGCGGCCAUGCAGGCGAUCCUGGACGACCUGACCAUCGACGACCACUUCAGCAUCAUCGACUUCAACCACAACGUGCGCUGCUGGAGCGAGGAGCUGGUCGCCGGCUCCUCCAUCCAGGUCGCAGACGCCAAGAAGUACAUCCAGAACAUCAAACCCAACGGAGGUACAAACAUCAACGAGGCUCUGAUGAGAGCCGUCCAGAUGCUGGUGAGGGCGUCCAACCAGGGGCUCAUCGACCCUCGCUCCGUCUCCAUGAUCAUCCUGGUGUCUGACGGAGACCCCACUGUGGGUGAGAUCAAGCUGAGCACCAUCCAGAAGAACGUGAAGCGGGUGAUGAGGGAGGAGUUCUCUCUCUUCUCGCUCGGCAUCGGCUUCGACGUGGACUACGACUUCCUGGAGCGUAUCGCCACGGAGAACAGGGGCGUGGCUCAGAGGAUCUACGCCAACCACGACGCUGCAGAACAGCUGCGGACGUUUUACAGCCAGGUCUCGUCUCCUCUGCUGAGGAGGAUCACCAUCCAGUUCCCCGAGGACUCCGUGUCCGACGUCACACACAACCGAUUCGAUAAAUACUUCAGCGGCUCAGAGCUGGUGGUGGCCGGGAAGGUGCUGCCGUCUGACAGCAACACGCUGACCAGCUUCACCACGGCCUCCGCUGCCCGUCUGGACAUCACCUUGGAGACGGAGAGCGACACCUCGGAGCUGGACCAGGAGCUGGCCAAGCAGCAGCACUCCUUCACUGGUUUCGCCAGACAAAUGUGGGCUUACAUCACCGUCAAGCAGCUGAUCUCUGAGAGGUCUUUGGCUCCAACAGCCGCCAAGAAGAGGAAGAUCACGCAGCGCAUCAUGGCGCUCGCCGUGGAGCAUCAGUUCGUCACGCCGCUCACGGCACUGCUGGUGGAGAGCGAGGACGCCACGGAGAGGCUGCUGGCCGACACGCCGAAGGACCCCAAGCACGGCUGCUGCUCAGGAGGAGCAGGAGGAGGCUCGGCGUCUGCUGGUCUGGCUCCGGUGCGUGUGGUCUACCAGCCUCCCCCCUGGGUCCAGAUUACCACCACGCCCCCCCCGAGUCAGGCUGCGAAGGGCCCUGAGGAGUACGCCCUGCCCCAAACGGUCAACCUAGUGGAUAACGACCCUCACUUCAUCGUCCACCUGCCCAGCAGCAACAUGGACGUCUGCUUCAACAUCGACUCUAAACCGGGACACGUCCUCAACCUGGUGUCUGACAGCGGAACAGGUUUGGUGGUGAACGGUCAGCUGGUCGGCUCCAAACAGAAGCUCCAAAGCAAACGGAGCACCUACUUCGGCACCAUCUCCGUCUACUACCAGCCGGACGGCGUCAGCGUUACCGUCGGCACCGACCACAUCGCCAUGAGCGACGGCAGCAGCAACCACUCGUUCACCUGGAGCGCCACGGCCGACAUCACACAGGACGGCGUGAGGAUUUCCAUCGUGAAGGACUCUCACGUCUCCGUGGUAAUAAAUAAUAACAUCCAGGUGAUGGUGUUGCUUCACCGUGUGUGGAAGAAACAUCCGGUCAACGUGGACUUCCUCGGUAUCUACAUUCCCACCGAGAACCAGUACUCGCCACUGGUCCACGGACUCAUAGGGCAGUUCUCCAGAGAGCCUGAGGUGAGCGUGUACGACCUGCACCAAGGAGUCGACCCCCUGAAGAAGGAGGCCACGAUGGAGGUGAAGGGCAACAGGCUGUCAGUCACCAGAGGCUGGCAGAAGGACUACAGGCGCGAUAAGAGGCGCGGCUCCAGCAUCUACUGCUGGUUCGUACACAACAGCGGGAAGGGCUUCAUCGACGGCCACUACACCGACUACAUCGUCCCCGACCUGAACAGCUUCCUGCAGACGCUCUGAGCAGCCGGAGACGCGUUCAAGUACCCCACGCUGCUACUAACACACAUUUACAGUAAAAUAACAGUGAGUGAAAAUCAAGAAGACAGCUUUUAUCCCCACUGGUGUUUCAUCUUUCUGUAAUUAUUUUCCCAAAGAAAAA
Molecule: messenger RNA, 3123 nt
Organism: Centropristis striata (black sea bass)
Lineage: Eukaryota; Metazoa; Chordata; Actinopteri; Perciformes; Serranidae
Gene: itih2
Product: inter-alpha-trypsin inhibitor heavy chain 2
Exons: 21
Coding region: 147-2984 (945 amino acids)
Biological process (GO): hyaluronan metabolic process
Molecular function (GO): serine-type endopeptidase inhibitor activity
Source: RefSeq, a predicted model, not a curated record